AUGUUCGUAAGAACUAAAAAAUUACAGAAAGAAGCCUAUUUGAAGGAAGCCAUAUUUGCCACAUGGAAUACUAUUACAUUUGAGAAAAUCCUUUACUUUAUAGACUCAAUGCCAGAACUUGUUAAA
Ambispora leptoticha is the source of this 126-nucleotide messenger RNA. The record is from the annotation of a GenBank genome assembly. NCBI's taxonomy places the organism in Eukaryota, Fungi, Glomeromycota, Glomeromycetes, Archaeosporales, Ambisporaceae.